GCAUUACUAUUACAUCCCCUCCACCUCGGAUCAUCAGGCAUUAGAUCCCGGAGGCUGGGGACCCUUGGUGUAGAACCAUGGAGUCUGGGAGCCUCACCCCAUCCCUCCUCUUACAUCCCACAGAAAUCAGGGGGAAAUGGCCCACACCUGCCGUGGCACCAUCAACCUGUUCACCGCGCACUUCGACACGGAGGACUCUUGCGGUAUCGUGCUGACCAGUGGGGGCAGGACCUACCACCUCAAGGCCGGCUCGGAGGUGGAGCGGCAGCAGUGGAUCACCGCCCUGGAGCUGGCCAAGGCCAAGGCUGUCCGCAUGAUGAGCAACCAGUCAGAUGACUCUGGGGACGACGAGGACGGGACUCCCUCCCCAGCCGACAAGAGUGAGCUCCACGGCACCAUCAGGAGUCUCUCGCUGAAGCUGGACGACCUCGGCACAUGCAAUGAGCUCGUGGCCAAGCAUGGAGUGGCCCUGCAGCGCUCCCUGAACGAGCUGGACGGCCUCCGCGUCCCGGCCGAGAGCGGCGAGAAGCUGAAGGCGGUCAGCGAGCGGGCCACCCUCUUCCGCAUCACGUCCAAUGCUAUGAUCAACGCCUGCAGGGACUUCCUGGAGCUAGCGGAGACGCACAGCCGGAAAUGGCAGCGCGCCCUGCAGUAUGAGCAGGAGCAGCGCGUCCACCUGGAGGAGACCAUUGAGCAGCUGGCCAAGCAGCACAACAGCCUCGAGCGCGCCUUCCGCAGCGCCCCAGGCCGGGCCGCCAACCCCAGCAAGAGCUUCAGCGAGGGAAGCCUCUUAACCAGCAGAGGCGAGGACAGCGAGGAGGAUGAGAACACCGAGUACUUCGACGCCAUGGAAGACUCGGCGUCCUUCAUCACCGUGAUCACCGAGCCCAGCGAGGACAGAAAAGCUGAGCCAGGGACUACAGGCUCCGUGGAAUGGACCGCAGACAACAUGCUAGAUGAUGCCUCACUUGUGCCCCAGGGGCCUCCCAAAGUCAAGAGGCGUGUCCGCAUCCCCGACAAGCCCAACUACAGCCUUAAUCUCUGGAGCAUCAUGAAGAACUGCAUCGGCCGGGAGCUCUCCAAGAUCCCCAUGCCGGUGAACUUCAACGAGCCCCUGUCCAUGCUGCAGCGGCUGACGGAGGACCUGGAGUACCACCAGCUGCUGGAUAAGGCGGCGCGCUGCUGCAGCGCGGCGGAGCAGAUGUGCCUCGUGGCCGCCUUCUCCGUGUCCUCCUACUCCACCACUGUGCACCGCAUCGCCAAGCCCUUCAACCCCAUGCUGGGUGAGACCUUCGAGCUGGACCGACUCGAGGACAUGGGCCUGCGCUCCCUCUGCGAGCAGGUGAGCCACCACCCGCCGUCCGCUGCGCACUACGUCUUCUCCAGGCACGGCUGGAGCCUCUGGCAGGAGAUCACUAUCGCCAGCAAGUUCCGGGGGAAAUACCUCUCCAUUAUGCCACUAGGUGCUAUCCACUUAGAAUUCCAGGCCAGUGGGAAUCACUACGUGUGGAGGAAAAGCACCUCGACUGUGCAUAACAUCAUCGUGGGCAAGCUCUGGAUUGACCAGACAGGGGACAUUGAGAUUGUGAACCACAAGACACAGGACCGGUGUCAGCUCAAGUUCCUGCCCUACAGCUAUUUCUCCAAAGAGGUGGCCCGGAAGGUGACAGGAGUGGUGAGUGACAGCCAGGGCAAGGCCCACUAUGUGCUGUCAGGCUCCUGGGACGAACAGAUGGAGUGUGCUAAGAUCGUGCAGAGCAGCCCCAGCAGCCCCAGCUCAGACGGGAAGCAGAAAACCGUGUACCAGACGCUGCCGGCCAAGCUGCUGUGGAAGAAGUACCCACUGCCGGACAACGCGGAGAACAUGUACUACUUCUCCGAACUGGCCCUGACUCUCAACGAGCACGAGGAGGGGGUGGCGCCCACAGACAGCCGCCUGCGGCCGGACCAGCGGCUCAUGGAGAAGGGCCACUGGGACGAGGCCAACACGGAGAAGCAGCGGCUGGAGGAGAAGCAGCGCGUCAACCGGCGCCGGCGGCUGGAGGCCUGCAGCCGCGGCUGCGGGGUGGACGAAGAGAAGGAGGCCGAAGUGUAUGUGCCGCUGUGGUUCGAGAAGAAGCUGGACCCGCUGACCGGGGAGAUGGCCUGCGUGUACAAGGGAGGCUACUGGGAGGCCAAGGAAAAGCAGGACUGGCACAUGUGCCCCAACAUCUUCUGAGCACCACCCCCUCCUGCAAAUACAGGCGCCUGCACAGCCUGCUCCACCUCCUGUUUAAUGCACUCAAUUUAGUACUCAGUGGCCCUCCCAUCCCACCUUUCCCUUCUGUUUUUUAAUAACACUUUUUUGGGGCUCUCACCUUGGAAGGAGGAAGUGCUGACCCGGGUUCUCUCAAGCCCCCAGGUGCCCCGGGUCGCCCACCCCCCUUCAUCACUGACUGGGGCCCCCAGCUCCAGUUUCCACAACUCAGGCAGGCUGGUCCAGGCCCUGGGCUGCCUCAGUCGCCAGCCCCCCAGGGAGGAACCGGCCCCUCCCAGGGAGCCACUUCCGAGUUUUUUAGAAAAAGUUCUCUCCCAUUUCUUUUCAGCUGAGAUGUUUAGUAAAUGCUUUCAGUACAGCACUUGGUGGGCAACUUGCUAAGUGUGCUUUCUUGCCACACGAGUGUCCGGGCAAGAGCCCCUUCUCUCUAAGACAUCGGGAAGCCACGCCCUUUAGAGUCAGAGGCACCGUGCACCUCAAACAGAAAGGCCCUUUGUCUCCAAGCUGCCGGCCCCCCCGAAGCCCAGGACCCCCGAGAAAGGAACCAGGAGAGCACAAGUCUCUGGAGCUGCAGCCCCACCCACGGUUGAGAAGGGGCCCCGAGGGGCCGCCGUGUGGGUCUGAGGACCACCGCCCCUGUGGAGCCCCGGCCACCUGGGCUGCUCCCCAGCCCCGAGGGGCCCGGCGGGCCUGCAGGUGCUUCCGCCACAGAACCACGCCCAAGUCAGCAAUAAGAACCAAGCCUCGGCCCAGCCUGGGCUGGUGGCCUGGGCACCCGAGAACCCAGCGUCCCGCCUCUGGGGUACCCCAUCUCAGCACCCCUGAACUCUUUAUUUGCCUGAUUUAUAUAUAUGAGAUAUAAAUAUAUAUAAAAUAGCUAUUUUGCUUAAAUUUCUAUGGUAUGUAGAAGUGAAAAAAUGAUGAAGACAGGCUGCUCCUGUCUGAGUUUGGCCUUCCUCUCAGCGAUGCCCCAUCCUCUCCUCAAACCCCCUCCCAGUGGCUUCUGCCAACCGAGGGGGGUGAUGGGACUGGACCCCUGUGGCCACUGUCCCAGCCCCUCAGAACUCCUAUUUCAACCUCUCACUUUGGUUUGAUCCUGAAAAUUCAUCACAGGGUUUUACUUUCUACUCCAGCACUGGUUUUGUUUUUAUAAAAAUACAAAAGUGAAAACACCAACAUAUGAAAUGCCUUAGGGUGCCCACUGGAGGGUGGGCAGGCGGCCCCACACAGACUGUGGCAGAGCUGUUCAAUGUUCUUCUUUGCAGAACUGUUUGUGAGUGAGCACCUUCCAACCAGUAAUAAUAAAACCUUGGAUUUGGAGUUUUCCAUG
Molecule: messenger RNA, 3587 nt
Organism: Odocoileus virginianus texanus
Lineage: Eukaryota; Metazoa; Chordata; Mammalia; Artiodactyla; Cervidae
Source: RefSeq, a predicted model, not a curated record